CCAGAUUUGACUGUUUCCAUCUGAAUGCUGCACAAUGGCUCUGCGUAUCUCUGUACACAUGCCCCAUACAUAUCUUUAGAAGUCACGGGACCCCCACGCUCACGUGCUGCACUACAGGCCAAGUAUACACACAUACGAUGUGGCAGAUCUAUAUAGCGAACAGAAUCUAUACUCAUCUCUACUAACCUUCUACUCUAUACCAUCCACAAUCUGUACAGAUAUAUACAGUCUAUGUUGAUACCAAUAUGCCUCCAACACUCCCCCAAACCCUCCUUAUCGUCUCCCUCAAGAUGUACUUCGCCCCUUCCCGCACCCUCUCCUACCUCCGCGGCCUCCUCGAACUCAGCGCCAACUCCAACAAUUCCAACAAAAAAGACCUCCUCCUAGCCCUCAUCCCUGACUUCCUAACCAUCCACCCCUGCGCCGAGAUUCUCCGCGAAGCCAACGCCACGGACACCUUCCUCCUCGGUGCCCAAGACUGUUUCUGGGAAGCCCUUGGCCCUUACACCGGCGAAGUCUCCCCCCUCGCCCUACGCGAUCUCGGCGUAUCAAUCGUCGAGCUCGGGCACGCAGAACGCCGCGCCAUCUUCCACGAGACGGAUGACGAGGUCGCAAAGAAGGCGAAAGCUGCUUGUGAACAUGGGCUAAUCCCGCUAGUUUGCGUGGGGGAGAUUACGGUCCCCGCGGGGGAUCGGGCGAUAACACGGGCUAUCGAGGAAGUUGCUGUACAGGUAAGGCCAGUUCUCGGUGCUAUACCCGCUGAUGCGCCGGUGAUUUUUGCCUACGAGCCGGUUUGGGCGAUUGGGAAGCCCGUGCCUGCGGGCGUGGACCAUGUGUCCGCUGUUGUAGAAGGCAUCCGUAAUGUGGUUCGGGAGUCUGGGGGUAGUGGUAGGCAAGGAGAGGUGCGGGUGCUGUAUGGGGGAAGCGCGGGUCCCGGAUUGUGGGGAGCGGGCGGUCUGGGGAAGGCAGUUGAUGGGAUGUUUCUGGGGAGAUUUGCACAUGAGAUUGACGGCGUCCGAAGGGUGGUUCAAGAGGUGGAGAAGACUCUGUAGUUUCUUUCGCGGAUUACUGUUUAUAGAUGAUGGUCCCAUGUUGUCAUGUCGGUGUAAAUGGUAUCGAAUGCGUUACAAUGAAUUUACAAUGGAUUUACUGGUACAUACAACAUUCCCUAGAUAUGUUAUUCAUAAUGGUCCAGAUUGAUCCACAUGCUCGGGUUCACCUAUUUGG
Molecule: messenger RNA, 1227 nt
Organism: Aspergillus ruber CBS 135680
Lineage: Eukaryota; Fungi; Ascomycota; Eurotiomycetes; Eurotiales; Aspergillaceae
Product: triose-phosphate isomerase
Exons: 1
Coding region: 246-1052 (268 amino acids)
Biological process (GO): glycerol catabolic process; glyceraldehyde-3-phosphate biosynthetic process; glycolytic process
Cellular component (GO): cytosol
Molecular function (GO): triose-phosphate isomerase activity
Source: RefSeq, a predicted model, not a curated record